Messenger RNA from Lolium rigidum, 2177 nucleotides. RefSeq names its product NAD(P)H-quinone oxidoreductase chain 4, chloroplastic. The transcript has a single exon. NCBI's taxonomy places the organism in Eukaryota, Viridiplantae, Streptophyta, Magnoliopsida, Poales, Poaceae. Gene Ontology annotation, molecular function: NADH dehydrogenase (ubiquinone) activity; ubiquinone binding. Gene Ontology annotation, biological process: aerobic respiration; ATP synthesis coupled electron transport; electron transport coupled proton transport. Bases 642 to 2150 code for a protein of 502 amino acids. The record is from RefSeq and is a predicted model, not a curated record.
CAAUAAUUUAUAUUGAAAAGAGGAUAGCCAAUUUAUUGGCUAAUUCGAAUUCAUAUGUACAAUUAGUAUAAUUCUGAUUGUUGAAGUCAAAAAUUCAAGUCUCUUGGCUCUUUUCACGCUUUCUCACAAACGGAUUCAAAAAUAGUAAUCUAUUUUUGAAGUUUGGAUAAACCAUUGCUUCGUCUGGUGUCUACAAUACAUAUUACUCAUAUAAUACUAAUUUUAUUUUUACCAGAUCGAAAAUUUUUAUGUUGAAAAGAAAAAUUUAUAGAUCCAAUGUCACAUUCCGUAAAAAUUUACGAUACAUGUAUAGGAUGCACUCAAUGUGUACGAGCUUGUCCAACAGAUGUAUUAGAAAUGAUACCCUGGGAUGGAUGUAAAGCCAAGCAAAUAGCUUCUGCCCCGAGAACUGAAGAUUGUGUGGGUUGUAAGAGAUGCGAAUCCGCUUGCCCGACGGAUUUUUUAAGUGUACGCGUUUAUUUAGGGCCUGAAACAACCCGUAGCAUGGCUUUAUCUUAUUGAUACGUUACAAAAAACUUCAUUUGAAUCGUCUGAUUCCUCUUUACCGAAGAAGCCUGUGCUCGAAAUAAUCGAGCACGGGCUUUUCUGGUCAAAACGUAUCUUGUCUUUACCACUUUAUCAUGAGUUAUUUUCCUUGGUUAACAAUACUUGUUGUUUUGCCGAUAUUUGCAGGUUCAUUAAUUUUCUUUUUACCUCAUAGGGGAAACAAAAUAGUUAGGUGGUAUACUAUAUCCAUUUGUUUAUUAGAAUUCCUUCUAAUGACUUAUGCAUUCUGCUAUCAUUUCCAACUGGAGGAUCCUUUAAUCCAAUUAAAGGAGGAUUAUAAAUGGAUAGAUAUCUUCGAUUUCCACUGGAGAUUGGGAAUCGAUGGACUUUCAUUAGGAUCUAUUUUAUUGACAGGAUUUAUCACUACUUUAGCUACUUUAGCAGCUUGGCCAGUUACCCGGAAUUCGCGAUUAUUCUAUUUCUUGAUGCUAGCAAUGUAUAGUGGUCAAAUAGGAUUAUUUUCUUCGCGAGACCUUUUACUUUUUUUUAUCAUGUGGGAGUUAGAAUUAAUUCCUGUUUACUUACUUUUAUCCAUGUGGGGGGGAAAGAGGCGUCUAUAUUCAGCUACAAAGUUUAUUUUGUAUACUGCAGGCGGCUCCAUCUUUUUCUUAAUCGGAGUUCUGGGUAUGGGCUUAUAUGGUUAUGGUUCCAACGAACUGGGAUUAGAUUUGGAAAGAUUAAUUAAUCAAUCAUACCCUGCAACCUUGGAAAUACUUUUAUAUUUUGGCUUCCUUAUUGCUUAUGCUGUCAAAUUGCCAAUUAUACCCCUACAUACGUGGUUACCCGACACCCAUGGGGAAGCGCAUUAUAGUACAUGUAUGCUUUUAGCGGGAAUCUUAUUAAAGAUGGGAGCAUAUGGAUUGAUUCGGAUCAACAUGGAAUUGUUACCUCAUGCUCAUUAUCUAUUUUCGCCCUGGUUAGUAAUAAUAGGAGCGAUCCAAAUAAUCUAUGCAGCUUCAACUUCUCUUGGUCAACGAAAUUUCAAAAAAAGAAUAGCCUAUUCCUCUAUAUCUCACAUGGGUUUCAUAAUUAUAGGAAUUGGUUCCAUAACCAACAUUGGACUCAAUGGAGCUAUUUUACAAAUAUUAUCCCAUGGAUUUAUUGGUGCUACACUUUUUUUCUUGGCAGGAACGGCUUCCGAUAGAAUGCGUCUUGUUUAUCUCGAAGAACUGGGAGGAAUAUCUAUCCCAAUGCCAAAAAUUUUUACUAUGUUUAGUAGCUUUUCAAUGGCUUCUCUUGCCUUACCAGGAAUGAGUGGUUUUGUCGCAGAAUUAGUAGUCUUUUUUGGCCUAAUUACUAGUCCAAAAUUUCUGUUAAUGCCAAAAAUGCUAAUUACUUUUGUAAUGGCAAUAGGAAUGAUAUUAACUCCUAUUUAUUUAUUAUCUAUGUUACGCCAGAUGUUCUAUGGAUACAAGCUAUUUAAUGUUCCAAACGCAAAUUUUGUGGAUUCUGGACCACGAGAACUCUUUAUUUUAAUCUGUAUCUUUUUACCAGUAAUAGGAAUUGGUAUUUAUCCAGAUUUUGUUCUCUCCCUAUCCAUUGACAGGGUGGAGGCUCUCGUAUCCAAUUAUUAUCCUAAAUAGGUUUUUUACCAGUCCGGUCUAUUAAUG